UGUUCCCUGAGACCAUGGUCCCCAACCAUGUUGUUGGGUUUUUGUGGGCAGUUUAAGUGGAGGAUGAAUCCCCAGAUGUGGGACACCCAGUCAAAGACGUUUGCAUCUGUCAUUUUGAGACACACUGCCCAACUACCCUGUCAGUGUACCACCCUCCCAGCGGGGGAAGAGAGGGGCCACCAAACGGCCUCACCUUAGCCUCUUUCUCCCUUUCUUUCUAGAUGCGAGCCACCCCUCUGGCUGCUCCUGCCGGUGCCCCCUCCAGGAAGAAGCGGUUAGAGUUGGACGAUGACCUAGAUGCCGAGCGCCCCACCCGGAAACGAACUCAAAACCAGUCCCAGCCCCUGCUGCCCCCCUGCCUGCUUCCCCUGAGCCCACCCCGUGCCCCAGAUCCUGCGCCUACUGUGGCCACUGCCUCUCGGCUUGGGCCGUACAUCCUUCUGGAGCCUGAGGAGGGCGGGCAUGCCUACCGUGCCCUGCACUGCCCCACAGGCAAUGAGUACACCUGUAAGGUGUACCCGGCCUGUGAGGCCCUGGCUGUGCAGGAGCCCUAUGCACGGCUGCCCCCCCACGAGCACGUGGCACGACCCACUGAGGUCCUGGUGGGCACCCAACUCCUCUACGCCCUUUUCAAACGUUCCCAUGGGGACAUGCACAGCCUGGUGCGCCACCGCCGCCGCCUCCCUGAGCCUGAGGCCGCUAUGCUCUUCCGCCAGAUGGCCGCCGCCCUGGCACACUGCCACCAGCAUGGGCUAGUCCUGCGGGAUCUCAAACUGCGCCGCUUUGUCUUCACCAACCGUGAGAGGACGAAGCUCGUGCUGGAGAACCUGGAGGAUGCGUGUGUGUUGACUGGGCCAGACGACAGUUUGUGUGACAAGCACGCCUGCCCAGCCUACGUUGGGCCCGAGAUCCUCAGCUCACGGACAUCCUACUCUGGCAAGGCGGCAGAUGUCUGGAGCCUGGGCGUGGCACUCUUCACCAUGCUGGCCGGCCACUACCCCUUCCAGGACUCAAAGCCUGCCCUGCUCUUUGGCAAGAUCCGCCGCGGGGCCUUUGCCCUGCCGGAAGGCCUCUCGGCCCCAGCCCGUUGCCUGGUCCGCUGCCUCCUUCGACGGGAGCCAGCUGACCGGCUCACAGCCACGGGCAUCCUGCUGCAUCCCUGGCUGAGGGAGGACCCGUGCUGUCUGGCCCCAUCACGGUCCCACCUCCAGGAGGCUGGCCAGGUGGUCCCUGAUGGGCCAGGGCCAGAAGAGGCUGAGGAAGAGGAGGGAGACCAGGAAGUGGGUCUAUACGGCUAAGGCCACCCUACUAGACUCUCAGCUGCUAACAGUGGAUUGAUUCGGGGUGUGUCCAAGCUUUCUCCCUCCUCUUUGAACCGAGCCACACCUUAAGUGCCUUCUAGGAGGGAGGCAGGAGGAGACGUGUGCAGAACAUGCUGUUUGCACACCUGUGGCGUCCACAUGCUUGUGCACACAGGCUUGGGCAUGCAACAAGUCUGUCCCGGGCAUUUGUUGUGUGCCAACCCCUGUUCUGGGUGUUGGGAACACAGCACUGAAAAAAGAGAUAAACCCCUCUGCCUCACGGAGUUGAUACACUGGUGCUCUUGAGCCAGAGACCCCUCUUCAGGCCUACCAGCCAGGGUCUGCCCUAAACACACAUUAGUACCCACGUGUCGGCACCCACUUGUGCUGGUGCUGAGGUGCCUCUGUCCCUAGGACAGUCCCUUUCAUCAACAACCCUGCUGCCUUUGUGUCCAGCACCUUGUUCAGAGAAAGGAAAGUGUCCUUGUGCCAAAUGCUCCCAGAGCUCAAGGCAUGCUGGGAAUUGUAUUUGCUGCAGCUCUGUCUUCUUGAUCAAGAGAUGCUUUUUCAAGGCCCAAGCCAAGAUGUGGGCCAGAAGAACAAGAAUCCAAACUAUGAGGCUGGUCCUCAUCUAACUUAAGGAAUGGCUUAGAAUGAGGGUCCAGGCCUACCCACCUUGGUGAACCCUGACCUGAGCACAGAGGUUAGGGGGCAGGAUUAGGCAAGGGUAGGCCCUCUGGCCUCCUGGGAAGGAUCAGGCCCUGUUCUGGGGAUCACACUUCAACACUAUGGGUUUUGGAUACCAUGAAUUUAUAUUUUUACCUUGUGCCUUAAUAAAGGAGAGUUAUAAAACACUGGUUUCUCCAGAUUUCAUCUAUCCUCCCCUUCCUGUCUUUGGCUCCAAAACAGCAUCCAUGGUGAACAGCUAGAGGCCUGCGUCUCAGCCUCAGCUGAGGAGUGUGUGAGAUUAGAUCCCCGGGAGCCCGGCAGAUCUAGCUGCACUACCUCUGUUUCUUCUGGUGGCAGUGGUAUCUCAGUUGGGUGCUUUAUGGCUGCAAGUCACAGAAGCCCUGAGUCAAAGUGGCUUAAACAAGAAGGAAAUGUAUUUUCACACACGAGAAGAAGUCAGUACAUGAGGCAGGCUCUCAGAGCUGGUAGCAAGGACCCAUGCUCUCUAGGCCCUUCCUGUUUCUUUGCUCUGUCGCCUUGGUGACUCAGUGUGACAGCUACAACAGUCAAAGUGUCACACUGGAGAGGCUGAUGGCAGAGGAAGACUUGCUUACCUGGCCCACGAAUCAUGAACUAAAACAAUUGUCAUCUUAAGUCACUACGUUUUGGGCUGUUUUGUUAUGCAGCAAAAGCUGACUGAUACAGAGAGGGACAAGUUAGCCUCAACCCUGUGUGCCCAGCACUGCCCACAGCUCACAGCAGUGACUUUAAGUGAAUUAAGUGACCACUGUGUAUCGGAUCUCAUGUGAAUCUCAUGUGGCAUCCCUUGCCUUUUACCUCUCCCCUGCCCAGCUGCCAAAAGACCCUGCCCUAGCCCCCCUUGCAGGCGGAAUGUCCUCGCUUGUGCCAGUGGAGCAAGGGGAAGGGAGGCAAACUAACAUAAAAUGAGGGCUGCCAAGGGGCAGGCACUGUGCGAAGCCCUUUAUCUGCAUUACAGAGAUAGAUUCAUUUAAUCCUCCCAACAACCAUAGGCACUCAUGCUCUUGUCUGCCUGGUUUUACAGACAGAACAAUGAGGUUUAGAGAGAGCAGAACUCAUCCAAGGCCACACAACAGAGAACAAGAGUCACCUGGUUUUGCGUUGAAGCAGGAGCUUUUGGCAAGGGCAGCCACAUGAAAACUGCCCAGUCACAGCAAAAUCCAUUCCCUUAUUACCAAGUGAUGGAUGUAGUCUCACUCCUGACACCAAUUAGUGGGGUUUUUCCUGUUCUAUUUUUAUUCACUUAAUCAUCAUUGUAUAAAAGUUCUACAAUAUCAAAUGUAAUACAUGCAUUACUGGGAGGAACUGUUAGAAAUUUAAUUGAGGCUUUUCUCUGCAACUGGGAGCUGAAUAUAAAAAAAUCAUAUUGUCUCCUGCCAAUUAUUCAUUCACUUAGCAAUUCAACAUCUAUUACUGAAUGCCUACUAUAGGCCAAAAAAACCCUCAAACCUGUUGCUGUCGAGUCAAUUCCAACUCAUAGUGACCCUAUAGGAUAGAGUAGAACUGCCCCACAGAGUUUGCAAGGAGCAGCUGGUGGAUUCGAGCUGCCGACCUUUUGGUUAGCAGCCAAUCUGUUAACCACUGCACCACCAGGGUUCCAUACUAUAGGCCAGGGCUCAUGAAAGACAGACAACAUGGCUCUCGCCCACAACUACUCAGUCUAAUAGAGGAGAGAGAUGUUAAAAAAAAUUAUUCUUGUCGUAACUACUUCGUGGCAAAGACAGGCAACACCAAAUACACCAUCUGCUCCCUUACAUUUCCUGGCUUCCCUUGCAGUUAGGUUUGGGUCAUAUGACUAGUUCUGACCAAUGAUGUGUGAGUCAAAGUGAUGGGGGGAGGGGAAGGGUCACUUCUGGGCUGAAACUGUUGACAGCCAGCAGCUUCCAUCUCUCUCUUCCCCUGCCACUAACAUAAAAUGAGGGCUAACAUAAAUGAGUGACUGCCACUGCCACCUUAAGGCCACUUUUUCCCUUA
Messenger RNA from Trichechus manatus latirostris (Florida manatee), 3983 nucleotides. RefSeq names its product tribbles pseudokinase 3 (gene TRIB3). NCBI's taxonomy places the organism in Eukaryota, Metazoa, Chordata, Mammalia, Sirenia, Trichechidae. The coding region runs from base 222 to 1298 and encodes 358 amino acids. Gene Ontology annotation, biological process: protein phosphorylation; regulation of MAP kinase activity; positive regulation of proteasomal ubiquitin-dependent protein catabolic process. Gene Ontology annotation, cellular component: nucleus. The record is from RefSeq and is a predicted model, not a curated record. The transcript is spliced from 3 exons. Gene Ontology annotation, molecular function: protein kinase activity; ATP binding; mitogen-activated protein kinase kinase binding.